This is a messenger RNA of Anopheles gambiae (African malaria mosquito), 1445 nucleotides long. RefSeq names its product trypsin. The coding region runs from base 205 to 1254 and encodes 349 amino acids. Gene Ontology annotation, biological process: proteolysis. Gene Ontology annotation, molecular function: serine-type endopeptidase activity. The transcript is spliced from 3 exons. The record is from RefSeq and is a predicted model, not a curated record. Lineage: Eukaryota; Metazoa; Arthropoda; Insecta; Diptera; Culicidae.
UGAUCUCGAGCUCUGAGCGACUGUUUCGUCAAUUUUCGCUGCUCUUGUGCAAACGAAUCUGACGGUGCUGUGAUUGACUGUGUGGUUUAAAGUAUAUUUAACGUUGAUGAGCAAAUGAAAUUCCAAAAUUAAAGCUACUCUUUAACAGGCUAUACCUGCUGUAAAAAUAUACCAUAGUGCUUAAUUACCUUAUCAAAUUUAACUAUGAAUGAACGAUUGAUGUGUUUAGUCGUUGGUUUACUUUCCAUCCAAGUGAUAUGUGGCUUAAGAAAUUGGAAUAGACACCGUUAUGAGGAUAGAACGGCUCCAACGCUACCGGAAGAUUAUGUGUCGAACGAGUAUGAAUUAGAGGAGGAGCGGUUCGUCAACUUCGUCACUGUGCGCCCGGAAUACUUCGAGAUAAAUCGUGCUCGACCAAUUAUCGACUGGAUUACGGGUGUCAUCGGUGCUCCUGUUUUUGCAAGUGAUUCCUCGGGACCGUCACAAAAUUGCACUCCAUGCAAGUGUGGUUCGGUGGAACCAAUAAACGAACGAAUAGUGGGUGGCAUACCUGUGGAGGACAAUAGCUUCUCUUGGAUGGCUGCCCUGUACUACGACAAUAAGUUUUGUUGCGGUGGCUCCUUGCUUUCGGAUCGAUACGUCAUAACGGCAGCCCAUUGUACAACCAAACCAGAUCGGGGACUGUUUCGCGUGCAGUUUGGCAUAAACGAUCGAAGCAAACCGAUCGCCACAUCCAUCGAGCGAAGCGUGAAGCGAAUCCUGACAAACUGGUACAAUGCCUUCAACAAUAACAACGAUAUAGCGCUGCUCGAGCUCACAUACCCGGUGGCGAUCAGCGAUCGUGUGAUGCCUAUUUGCCUGCCACAGGCCACAGAAAUGUAUGAGGGAAGUCGGGGCAUAGUUACUGGAUGGGGUAGGACGAAAGCGGGUGGUGGACUAUCGGGGACAUUGAUGCAAACCGAAGUUCCAAUCUUAACCAACCGUGAGUGUCGCCGUGCUGGGUAUUGGGCGUUUCAGAUUACGAACAAGAUGCUCUGCGCCGGAUAUCUAGAGGGAGGCAAAGAUUCCUGUCAGGGUGACAGUGGAGGACCACUGCAGGUACUGAACACUAAAUCAAAUCAUUAUGAGCUAGUCGGAGUUGUUUCGUGGGGACGUGCCUGUGCUCAGAAGAACUUUCCUGGAGUGUACACGCGUGUCAGUCAGUAUCUGUAUUGGAUUAAUCGUAACAUUAAGGAUUCCUGUUUAUGUAGCUAAGGAUCACGCAACACUUCGAGUCAGACAUACUUUAUUUUUAAAAUAGCAUAUUCGUAAGACAUCUAAAGGGAUGUGCAUUGUGUUGGACGGAGUUUAUAAAUGUACGCGCAUCCUGGAGUCGAUGAGUGUUUUUUUUUUUGUAAUAUGUUACCAAUAAAAGAAGACAUUCUGACUUGUUUUAGCCUACAAUA